AUGAGGCCCAUCCAGGUCCUAGCGACGGCUGUGUCCCUCGCCUUGGGGGUUGCAGGCGCUGCAACCCCCUCGGGGAACACAUGCGGAGGUGAUCCGACUGUUGUCAUCCCGCAGGCCGCCGUCAAGGGUUUCCGCGAUGAUCACUGCAACAAUGUCUUUUUGGGUAUUCCUUUCGCCGCAACGACAGGCGGGACGAAUCGAUGGCGGCCACCGCAGAACCUUCGACCAUCGAAAUCAAGCUACAAAGCCAUUACGUAUGGGCCGACUUGCCCACAGGCCAAAGUGAAGUCGCAAUAUAGCCGCCAAGCUGAGGACUGCCUGAACCUCAAUAUCUGGGCGCCUCCCAAGGCGAAGAGUGGCUCUGGUUAUCCUGUGUUUGUGUACAUGUAUGGUGGUGCCAUGGUUACGGGUUCCAACAGCAACCCUCAGUUGCAAGGCACCAACUUUGCCCGCAAGGACGUCGUCUACGUCAACUUCAACACUCGCGAGAGCAUCUUCGCCUCCCCAUACUCCUCGGAGUUGCAACGCGCAAACCCGAAAACGUCCCAGAACUUGAGCAUUCUGGAUGUUGAAAAGGCACUGGACUGGAUUCGCAAAAACAUCAAAGCUUUCGGUGGCAAUCCCGACCACAUCGUCUUUGGCGGCCACUCGUCUGGCUCCGUGCAGGUCGACCACUACCUAUGGAACCACCCCCAGACCUGGCUCAAAGGAGCCGUGCAGAUGAGCGCCAACGCCAUGUCGGGACCGGCGUACGCGCCGAUAGACGAAGCCUUGAACAUUGUUGCCGCGGAAGUUGGCUGCCCAGCUGCGGGUCACGGCCAGAUAGACUGCCUCCGUAAAGUCGACAUGUACGCACUCGAGACGGCCAUGUUCAACUCAACAUCCAACGUGUGGUUCACGCCGGUCAUUGACGACAUCACCCGGCAUUCCGACUACGCGGCGCGGUUCGCAGCGGGUAAGUACGCAUCGCAUGUGCCGUUGCUGACUGGAACGUCGGACGGAGAGGGAAACAUCUUCAGCCUCGUCUAUGGCGGCAGCGCGAGCAGCUUCAAGUCAUGGAUAGACAGUUUUGACGCCGACAGCGCGCACAUCUCGGACUGCAAGCUACUCGGAGCCUACAAGGCCACUGACUACGACAGCGAUCCUCAACGCAUCGGCGCCCAGUAUGGCGAUGCUCGUUUCAACUGUGCCGUUGACUACCUCCUCGACAUGCGCAGCGCCAAGCAAUCUACCUGGGUUUACCGAUUCUUCGGCAAGUACGACAACGUCGUGGGCCCGCCAAACACGGCACCGACGCACGGAACUGAAGUGCCCUUCUUCCACGGCGGAAACGAGUGCUUCAAUUCUCUGAAGGGCGUCACGCAGGAACAGCAAGCGUUGGCAGACUUCACCCACGACUGGUUUGUGUCGUGGAUAAAGAAUCCGACAGCUGGGCCUGGCUGGAACAAGGCAUCACCAACGUCGGACACGCUGGUCAAGCUGGCCGUGCCUGGAGAUGAGCUUGCCCGUACGAGUGGCUCCAGGGCAGACUACAACGCCAAGUGCAAAGCGGUCUACGCACCUGCUUUCCCCAAAUACCCGAUCGUCCAGUCACUGUUGGGUGGUAAGCCUCAGCCGUGA
Messenger RNA from Purpureocillium lilacinum, 1620 nucleotides. RefSeq lists its product as uncharacterized. NCBI's taxonomy places the organism in Eukaryota, Fungi, Ascomycota, Sordariomycetes, Hypocreales, Ophiocordycipitaceae. The record is from RefSeq and is a predicted model, not a curated record.